Colletes gigas is the source of this 981-nucleotide messenger RNA. Its product is annotated as deleted in malignant brain tumors 1 protein-like. The transcript has 8 exons. NCBI's taxonomy places the organism in Eukaryota, Metazoa, Arthropoda, Insecta, Hymenoptera, Colletidae. Gene Ontology annotation, cellular component: plasma membrane. The record is from RefSeq and is a predicted model, not a curated record. The annotation marks the transcript as partial.
AUGCAGAGAGCGGUGCUACUGCUCUGUUGGCUGCCGCUCCUCAACCACUGCCACGCCGUACAUCCAGGUUGCUCCUGCGUUGUCUACAGCAGCUCGGACAAACCUCAAGGUGGCACAUUUACAUCCCCUUAUUAUCCCAAGCAAUAUCCAUCGAAUAUCGAUUGCCUGCUUUACACGUUCAUCGGUCAACCUGAUGAAAUCGUCGAGCUAUCAUUUCAUCACUUCAAUAUCCGUCGUACGCGACCCAAUUGCGUGGGUGGCGAUUUUCUAAAAGUGUUUCUACAUUUGGAGACCACGGGAGUUUCCGAGUACACACCGUGGUCGGGUGUGCUUUGCGGGGAACUGAACGACAUCCCGCAAAUUCUGUACAGUUCAAGAUCGACGCUUAUUUUGGAGUUUCACACCCAGGAGCCUCCGUCGAAUGCGUCCGGAUUUUUCGGAAAUUUUCGCUUCAUCGACAGACGGCUCUUCGAGACGGACGGCGUGUUGACUCCUGGCACGAUGUGCGACCUCGAGUUUGUCAGUUCACAGUCAACACCGCAGUACGGACGAUUCUACUCGCCACGUUACCCGUCCUCUUACCCAAAGAACAUCCGGUGCUCGUACCUCUUCCGGGCAAGGUUAAAAGAGAGGAUACGAUUAGUCUUCGAGGAAAUCUCUCUACAGAAAGGAGACCUAAGUUGUCUGAACAGGGCGGAUUUAAUCAGAGUGCACGAUGGAACGGAUACGGGGGCUCCCGCAAUAGCUGUACUCUGCAACCAUGGAACGGAAGUGGAAGUACUCAGCACGGGGCCAGACCUUUACGUCGAGUUCGUCGCCAAUUCUGAGUGGCCGGGCCAGGGAUUCAAGGCGAUGUUCCAAUUCCAGCCAGUGGACGAUGCACCACAUCCUGAGCUGGACAAGGUCAUCCCUGGGGCCGUUACCGGCAACCCCAAGUACUCGGUCAUCGGACCAGCUGUCAGCGCUACCAGCACGGUAUAA